AUGGGGAUAUUUAGAUCAGAGACGAUGAAGCAUGGGACGCUGGUUCUGCCAGCAGAUCGAGCUAGGGAAUACAUGGAUUGUUUGGGAAAACAAGUAGAUAUUCAAUUUAUAGAUAUGAAUGAAAAAACGAUGAAAAGACAAUAUAAAAAAUAUAUACAGCGUAUAGAUGAUAUGGAAAGAAUACUUCGAUUUUUAGAAGAAAAUAUAAAUAAAUUACCAAAUGUGAAAAUAAAAAAAAGUAAAAUUGAAAAUUUUUUAGAACAUGAUAAUAUAUAUGAACUAGAUCAAGUAGAAGAAUCAUUAAAUAGAUUACAUGUACAAUUUGUUCGUUUUUGUAAUAAUAAUAAAGAUUUGAUAGAUGAAAGAAAUAGUGCAAUAGAAGAAAAACAUGUUAUAUUAACAGCAUUAAAUCAGUUACAUCCAGAUAUGUCAAAACGUUCAAAUUUAAGAACUAUGCAUGAUGAUAAUAUUGAUGAAAAUAAUCUUAUGAACAAUUCAGAAGAAGAUGCAGCAUUAUCUACACAUAUUAUGCGAGAAGGAAUAAAUAUGAUGUUUACUAACAUUUCUGGAGUGAUUAAAACUAAAGAUCAAGAAAGUUUUAGUAGAACUAUUUUUAGAGCAUUAAGAGGUAAUACAUAUACUUAUUUUCAAAAUAUCGAUGAAAAUAUGAACAGUACAGGUACAUUAAAUAAUGAGAAUAAUUCUAUAGAUAGUAAAAUAGGCGAAAAUAAUAAUAAUAAUAAUGAAAAUAAAGAAAAUAACAGUGAAUUGAAAAGUGUAUUUGUUGUAUAUUGUCACGGAUCAACACAUAGUAGCAUUUAUGAAAAAAUAAUGAAAAUAUGUAAAGCUUAUGAUGUAAGAAAUUAUGAAUGGCCUAAAACAUAUGAGCAAGCAAAUAAAAGAUUAAAUGAAUUAAAGGAAAUAAUUAAUGAUAAAGAAAAAGCUUUAAAAGCAUAUGAAGAAUAUUUCAUAAAUGAGAUAUUUGUAUUAAUAAAUGUUGUAGAACCAAAUAAAAAUAGUUUAAUAGAAGAAUGGAAAUUAUUUUGUAAAAAAGAAAGGCAUAUAUAUAAUAAUUUAAACUAUUUUGAAGGAAGCGAUAUAACAUUACGUUGUGAUUGUUGGUAUAGUGCAAAUGAUGAAGAAAAAAUACGUCAUAUAUUAAUGAAUAAAUCAUCUAAUGAUUUGGUUUCUGCAUUAUUACUAUCAGAUAAAUUAUUAACACCAAAUAUAUCUCCACCAACUUAUAUUAAAACAAAUGAAUUUACAAGUACUUACCAAUCAAUGGUAGAUACAUAUGGUAUUCCAAGAUAUGGUGAGAUAAACCCAGCAAUAUCUACAAUAGUUACCUUUCCAUUUUUAUUUGGAAUCAUGUAUGGUGAUGUUGGGCAUGGAAUUUGUAUAUUUUUAUUUGCAUUAUUUUUGAUAAUUGUUCAUAAUAGAAUGAAGAAUAAAGAUAAUAGUAGUAGUUCUAGUGGGAAUGGUGAUGAAAAUAAUAAUGAGAUGUUAAAUAUGUUAUUUAAUGGUAGAUAUAUGUUACUAUUAAUGGGUUUUUUUGCUGUAUAUGCAGGUUUGUUAUAUAAUGAUUUUUUUUCUAUGCCUUUGAAUCUGUUUACAUCUAUGUUUGAAGUAGAUAAAGUAGUAGAUUCUGUGGAAUAUUAUAAAAGAAAACAGAUUUUAAAUGCUGAAACAGGUCAAAUGGAAAAUGCACCACCUUAUAUUUUUGGAUUUGAUUCUAAAUGGUUAGGAGCAGAUAAUGAAUUAACAUAUAUAAAUUCUUUUAAAAUGAAAUUUUCGAUUAUUAUUGGUUUUUUUCAUAUGACAUUUGGUGUUAUAAUAAAAGGGUUUAAUGCAUUAUAUUUUAAAAAAAAAAUGGAUUUUUUUUUUGAAUUUUUGCCACAACUUGUUAUGAUGUUAUCAAUGAUUGGGUAUCUUGUUUUUUUAAUUAUAUAUAAAUGGAUAACCCCGAUAGGAUAUGGUGGAUAUAAAAAACAAGGAAUUAUUAACACAAUUAUUAAUAUGUAUUUAUUAAAAGAGAUUAAUCAAGAUAAUAAAUUUUAUGAACACCAAGAAGUUGUACAGAUUAUAAUAAUUACAUUGUUUGCUUUAUGUAUACCUAUUAUGCUUAUUUGUAAACCCGCGAUAAAAACAUAUAAAAUUAUUAAAGACAAAAAAAAAAGAAUGGCAAUACAUUAUCAAGCAGUAGAAAAAGAAAUGACAAAUCAAUUUGUUGGUGUUGGAGGUGAUGAAAAAAAUUUGAUUUAUUCUUAUGGAAAUAAUUCAAUGCAUAAACGUGUUACAAAAAUAGGAUAUGAUAACAAUAAUAAUAAUAAUAUUGGUGCAGAAAAUGAAGAUGAAUAUUUAUUAUUGAAAAGAAGAGGAAAAAAAACAGAUGAUGAAAUGGAAGCACAUCUAUUAGGUCCAUCAUCUUAUCAUUCAUCAAGUGCAUCUAACACGAAUCAGACAUUUGAUGAACAUGAAGAAAAUAUAUCAGAAAUAUGGAUAGAACAACUAAUAGAAACUAUCGAAUUUAUAUUAGGACUUAUAAGUAACACUGCUUCAUAUUUAAGAUUAUGGGCAUUAUCAUUAGCACAUCAACAAUUAUCUUUAGUUUUUUUUGAACAAACUAUAUUAAGUUCAUUAGAAAAAAAUACAUUUAUUGGUGUAGUUAUAAGUUUAAUCAUAUUUUCACAACUAUUUUCAAUACUUACUAUAGCAGUUAUAUUAUGUAUGGAUACGUUAGAAUGUUUUCUUCAUUCUUUAAGAUUGCAAUGGGUUGAAUUUCAAAAUAAAUUUUACAAAGGAGAUGGAAUACCAUUUAAACCUUUUAACAUUAAGAAGCUUCUUUCAGAUAGAGAAUAA
Messenger RNA from Plasmodium yoelii, 2859 nucleotides. Its product is annotated as V-type proton ATPase subunit a, putative. The record is from RefSeq and is a predicted model, not a curated record. The transcript has 2 exons. Gene Ontology annotation, cellular component: vacuolar proton-transporting V-type ATPase complex; vacuolar proton-transporting V-type ATPase, V0 domain. Gene Ontology annotation, molecular function: proton-transporting ATPase activity, rotational mechanism; ATPase binding. Gene Ontology annotation, biological process: vacuolar acidification; proton transmembrane transport. NCBI's taxonomy places the organism in Eukaryota, Apicomplexa, Aconoidasida, Haemosporida, Plasmodiidae. The coding region runs from base 1 to 2859 and encodes 952 amino acids.